Messenger RNA from Thermothielavioides terrestris NRRL 8126, 2402 nucleotides. RefSeq lists its product as uncharacterized. The coding region runs from base 701 to 2110 and encodes 469 amino acids. The record is from RefSeq and is a predicted model, not a curated record. Lineage: Eukaryota; Fungi; Ascomycota; Sordariomycetes; Sordariales; Chaetomiaceae. Gene Ontology annotation, molecular function: protein binding. The transcript has a single exon.
UUGUCGGGAUCCUCGGCAAAUCGUGCGAUGCGAGGGGCAUGCGAGAAGGUCUCCUCAAGCCCACAAAGUUUGCGCACCCGUCUUGGAGAGGUUAACUUAUAUCCCUUCCGAACUCAUGGGGUAUUGUGCUGUCCUUGGCCGUGUUCUCGGUGGCCGGUUUGGGAUACCGGCGGCAAACUCGCGAAAAGGGGGUCGUUGAGCCGACUGCGCCUCAAUGAGAGACCACGCGAGGCACCCACGCCUCAGCGUUGUGGGGCUAAAUAGUGCAUCAGUUACCCCAGCAAUCACAGCAACCACAACAAACCACACAGCCUCCCAACAAUCUCGAGAAUGCAACCCACGCCACAAGUUGGACGCUAGCUGGCUUGGGCGAGGCCAGCCUCCUGGUUCGCCAAGAUGGAUGGAAUUGGGCGAGUGUACGGAUACGCAGUUGUUAAAUCGGAAGAUCCGGUUUGAUUGCGUCCAGGCUUGCAUCGGUUGGACGAACGGAAUAUUCACUUGCACUGUGUAUUCCAGAGGCAGCCUGCUUAAAUGUCCGUCGCCCGGAAAUCCACUCGUAGCAUGUCGACUGCGGCGGCUGGGUGUUGGUGUUACCGCAGCCAGAACUUAUAAUAACUCACAACUCACUGCACCCGAUUCACUUUCUUUCCAAUCGUCAUCCGCGAGAAAAAAAAAGCCACACCACACCCUCCCGACAACUAUGGCCGACCUCCCACCGCGCUUCAAAGCCGAUCUCGAGGACAGCCUCAGGGCUGACCUCUCAGCAAACCAGGCGACACAGGCGGCACAGGCGACCCAGGCGACCCCCAGCACGUGCCAAACACCCAAGGUGCGAAGAUGGGACGACCCGCCCGAAGAGGAGCCCGCCGCGCCGCCAGAAAACAUCACCACCAUGGUCUUCGUCAAAGCCGGCACCAUCCGCGCCGCGCCUGCCGAGCUCACCACCCUGACCUUCACCCCGACCGACAGCCAUAUCGUCACCACCGCGCGCCGCCCCGUGUCCGGCGUCACGCGGGCCGGGUCCUUCUCGCUGGUCCAGUACUCCCCCUUGACCCUGGCCGUCUGGUCCGCCACGACGGGCCAGCGCGUCUUCAUGCCCUACCCGGAGGGCAACAGCAUCUUCAGCACCGACUACCCCAGCGAGGGCGUCUGCAUCGAAGAGGGCGACUCCACCUUCCGCGGCUUCGCCUUCCGCGGGCCCCUCCCCGCCGCCUCCUCCUCCUCCUCCUCCUCCUCCGGCGGCAGCGGCGACGGGAUGAAGGACAGCCCGCUGAUCGUGGCGUGCCCCUUUCUGCGGGCCCAGAGCGUCUCGGCGGGCGACUGGAUGGGCACGCGGAUGGCGCGCCUCGAGGUGUACGACCUCGCGCGCGCCCGCGGCAGCCGGCUGCUCAAGAUGGACUCGCCGCUGCGCGCGCCCGUGGCCUGGAGCCCCGACGGCACCCUGCUGGCCGGCGUGUCCGUGCGCGACCCCAGCCGCGUCGUCACCGUCGUCGUCGGCCCCAACACGGGCUCCUCCAAGUCCGCCAAGGAGCCGCUCGCGGGCGCCCUGGGCAGCGUCGUGCUCAUGGGCCACACCGACGAGGUCACGCACCUGGCGUUUCUGCCGGUGCGCAGGGGCAGCGGGAAGGGCAAGGGCGCCGUUGCCCUCGCGGCGGAGGAGAGUGGCCGGGCGCUCGUGAGCGUCGGGCGGGAUGGGUACGUCAGGGUGACGGACGUGGUCAGCGGGCGGACGCUGAGGCGGAUCGAGAUCGGCGGGCGGGCGCACGCGAGCAUCCUGCAGGUGUCGCACGAUGGGAGGUUCGUGGUGACGGUGUGGGGGAGGGACGUGGUGGUCUGGGAUCAGGACUCGGGGAGCGUGCACAGCUACAACCUGAAUGCGGUGAGGCAGGUCGAGGGCUGGCCGCUGUGUGUCUCGCCGGAUUGCAGAUAUAUGGCGUACAGGACCGACGAUGGGUUCGAGGUCUGUGACGUCCUGACGGGGCAGUUCCGGGGUGAGUUUCCGUGCAAAGGGACUGCUAUCAUGUCGGCGGCCUUCAACAGCAACGGGACACGACUGGCCGUCGGGGAUUCCGGUGGCUGGUUGCAGAUGUUUGAGGUCAUCACGCAGUGAUCCCCAUCGUUGAGGCAUGGGCAAGCGGUCCUAGGAACGAUGAGGGGACAUACUUGCAAUCGCAGCCGGAAAAGGAGCCAUUUGUGUGGCAGGACACAUAUUGGGCAUCGCGGAUUAGAUCAGUUCGGUACCCAUUCUGGGUGAUCUGUACACCAUCGCCUGUACUAGUUAGCGCAGAGUAACUGCUAUGUAGCUUAUCGACCAGGCCAGCGCGGCUGGAAUGUCUUUGGGAGACUUGAGUCAAUAAGUACAUGUUCGGACGUCCGCAGUGGCCUGCGUCGGCCAGCCUUGC